CUCCUCUCAGUUCUCACGCAGAGUACUGCACUGAACGAACCGUAGGUAGGUUCUGUUCUGACGUUUAACUCACUUCUUCUUCUUCUUCUUUUGAUCUCUUCGUUCGCAUCUUGCGGAUAAAAGCAGCGCUCCAUGGUGGAGAACAAUCUCUUCGAGGAUAUAUUUAGGGUCGAAAAAUUAAACCCCGAUGACAAAAAAUUAUUCGAUAAAGUCACUCGCAUUGAAGCAAGAAGUGAAAAGUUUGACAUGUUUAUGCACCUGGACAUUAAUUCCGAGAUAUAUCCGUUAAAGGUUGGUCAGAAGUUUGCUCUUGUGCUUGUUUCAACACUUAAUCCUGAUGGAACUCCAGACACUGGAUAUUAUACCCAGAUCAGUCGACAAUCACUGGCCAACAAUUUUGAAUAUGUCAUGUAUGGGAAGCUCUACAGGAUAACAGAGGGUUCAGGGCGUGAAAAAGCGGAGAUGAAUAUUUCAUUUGGUGGGCUUCUGAUGAUGCUGAAGGGAGAUACCUCUCAUUGCAACAAGUUUGAGCUGGAUCAGAGGUUGUAUCUUCUGAUAAGGAAAGUCUGAAAAUUGUAUGUAAAAAAUAAAUAUGAAGAUGUGAAGCCUUGUUGCAGCAAAAAGACAGCAGCUAUUUCUAUCUUCAUGUUUGAGUACUUAAGCUGUCGAUUUUCUUACUAAUGCGGGUCUUCAGUAGGACCUGAAGUUUCAAAACCAAAUAUUUGGUGAUUUGAUCAAAGACUCUGGUUUUCUCACAUCUUUUUCUUUACCCUCCCUUAUAUUUAUUUUCCACUCCCUCUCUAUUUACUCAUCUCUCUCUCUCUCUCUCUCUCUCUCUCUCUCCUACACCUAUUUCGCAUCCCUCCAUGGGGUGUGAAAUUAUUAUUGCUUGAUUAUACUCAUUCCCCUGGUGUGUAUCUUUACUAUUGUUUGGAUAAUGUAUUCUUUACAUUACUUAUAAGAAAAGCUCAUAUAUCAAA
Messenger RNA from Glycine soja, 980 nucleotides. RefSeq names its product DNA-directed RNA polymerases II, IV and V subunit 8B-like. Gene Ontology annotation, cellular component: RNA polymerase I complex; RNA polymerase III complex; RNA polymerase II, core complex. The transcript has 5 exons. Gene Ontology annotation, biological process: DNA-templated transcription. The record is from RefSeq and is a predicted model, not a curated record. Gene Ontology annotation, molecular function: DNA-directed RNA polymerase activity. NCBI's taxonomy places the organism in Eukaryota, Viridiplantae, Streptophyta, Magnoliopsida, Fabales, Fabaceae. The coding region runs from base 133 to 570 and encodes 145 amino acids.